AUGACCUACGUCACUAGCAAGAACUUAGGAAACCAGUCUCAUAUCGAUGAGUUCAUUCUCUUGGGCUUCACAAACUUCUCCAUGAAGCUCCAGCUAUUUCUAUUCAUUAUUUUUAUCCUCAUUUAUAUAUUCACUUUAUUGGGCAAUUUCACAAUCAUCUCAGUUACUACUCUGGACUCCCUACUCUACACCCCUAUGUAUUACUUUCUCCGCAACCUUUCUUUCCUUGAAAUCUGCUACAUUACAGUAACCUUACCAAAGCUGCUUCACACCUUUGUUGCCAUGAGGAAAACCAUCUCCUUCUACGGAUGCUGUAUGCAGAUGUAUUGCUUCUUCACUCUUGGUGUCACAGAAUGCUUUCUUCUCUCUGUUAUGGCUUAUGACCGCUAUGCAGCCAUCUGCGACCCCUUGAG
Messenger RNA from Pelobates cultripes (western spadefoot toad), 413 nucleotides. The record is from the annotation of a GenBank genome assembly. NCBI's taxonomy places the organism in Eukaryota, Metazoa, Chordata, Amphibia, Anura, Pelobatidae.